Molecule: messenger RNA, 590 nt
Organism: Eleginops maclovinus (Patagonian blennie)
Lineage: Eukaryota; Metazoa; Chordata; Actinopteri; Perciformes; Eleginopidae
Gene: sst1.2
Product: somatostatin 1, tandem duplicate 2
Exons: 4
Coding region: 67-456 (129 amino acids)
Biological process (GO): regulation of cell migration
Cellular component (GO): extracellular region
Molecular function (GO): hormone activity
Source: RefSeq, a predicted model, not a curated record
CAGAAAACAAGCCCAGGACUAGAACCUCCUACAGCACCAGCAGAAGAACCCAGACCAGCAGACAGUAUGCAGUGCGUCCGUUGUCCCGCCGUUUUGGUUGUCGUGGCAUUGGUUCUGUGCGGCCCCGGUGUUUCCUCACAGGCCGACAGAGAGCGGGACCAGGAGCAGUACCAGGACCAGGACCUGGACCUUGAGCUGCGUCACCAUCGGCUGCUGCAACGAGCCCGCAGCGCCGGACUCCUGUCACAGGACUGGAGUAAGCGUGCGGUGGAAGAACUGCUGGCUCAGAUGCCUCUGCCCGCCAACUCCGCCCAGCGGGAGGCUGAGGUCGUUUCCAUGGCAACGGGAGGGAAGAUGAACCUGGAGCGGUCCGUCGACCCCCCCAACAACCUGCCCCCUCGUGAACGCAAAGCCGGCUGCAAGAACUUCUACUGGAAGGGCUUCACUUCCUGUUAAAGCCCCGCCCAGCUGACCAACCGGCCGAUCACCUGACCUUCCCCUCUGCGAUUGGAUGGACCAAUCACCAGCUGUCUGGCUGCACUGUACCUGAAUAAUUUAUGUAACUAUCAAUAAAAAGAGAAAUCAGUCAA